AUGCCUCUCGGCUUUGAGCGCUUGAACGAGCGUACGCAGCGCCCCAACGCAAACAUCAACUUCAUCAAAACCGUUUCUACAGGUGCCGACAAAGCCAUCGCCGAGGAGUUUCUGUCGCGAAUCGCAGCACAAUGCUAUCCCGUCAUGAAGAAGCACUACAUUACCGUCAUGUCACUUGAAGAAUACCCUUCCAAUCCCGAGUUCCUGGGCCGAAAUUUCAAUGCCGGCGAAGUCAUCCAGUUGGUUCUCAAGGACAAGCAGGGACGAUGGCUGAGCUUCAAAUUCGUGCAAAUGGUCAUGAUGCAUGAAUUGGCACAUUGCAAGCAGAUGAAUCACAGUAGGUCCUUCUGGAGUGUGCGGAAUGAGUAUGCCAAGCACAUGGAGGAUCUAUGGAAAGACAGGUACGAAGGCGAAGGACUGUGGGGACGCGGGCGUGGGCUCGCACAUGGAGCAUUUGUGCAUGCCCAGCCGCCGGACAAUACACAGAUACCCGAACAUCUCUGUGGUGGAAGUUAUCGGAGGAGAGGGCAAAAGAGAAAGCGAGUGGGCCAACAUGAGCAGGGGGCCGGGGAGAAACUGAGUUAUGCAGAGAGGCAACAGAAGCGAAUACGGAGGAAGCUAGGGAAGCAUGGUGUCAGUAUGAAGAGCGAAGUUCUCGGGGACGACGAACUGACCAGAGGUGCUCUCGAGAGAAUGAACGGCGGCAAGAGAGCGGCGGGCAAGCCAAAAGUGGCCAACAGCAAGCGAGGCAGAGAUCUACGAGCAAAUGCUGCUUUGGCCCGCGUCGAAGCGCUGAAGCAGUUGACAUCGGUGAAGACUCCGGAGCUCGAUAACGAUGUGGAAAGUGAGACAGAAUCAGAAUGGGAAGACGGCUCAGCUUUGGGAUCUCAAGGCAAUGCCAUAAUCAAGGACGAGCACGGGCAUGACAUGGUUAACGUAUGUGGUGAAGGCGAGGACGACGAGGAAGGUGCUGGCAAGGAAAUGAACGAGCUUCGAAUGCUCAGUCGUGGACUCAGCCAGAACUGCAGCGCAAGCACAUCCGGCAAGCCAUCAUCAAGACGACCUGUCGAUGCGGAGUCCCGAACGCAAAGCGAAGCAGAUGCCGAGUCCAGUUCCCAGCCGCGAGAGGCUGUAUUGAAGCAGGAACUGGGUUGUUCCAGUAGCGAGAGAACUGCUGGCGCAAUUCUGCAAUCCAAGGACCAGCACAACCCGCUCCUGAUCGAGCUUUCGGAGACUGAGGGUGCUCUGGCAGGCCAAAGCGGGAAGAUAUCAUCAUCGGCUCCCAGAACCGCUCCGUCGACUGCGCCCGGAAGCACAAUCACAGACUCUUUGAGGAGGUCGCCACAUCCAGUGGAUCACCAGCCUAUCAAAAAUGCUAUCUCGCCAGAGACCACAGAGGCGCCAGUAUCACUCGCAGGGAGCGUUCCCGAUACGAUGGUCACCUGUUCAAUGUGCUCUACCAACAACGAGCCGGACGCCCCAACCAAAUUACCGAUCAUGGCACCAGCGACAAAAUCCGCAGAAUUCACGACGGCCGUCGAGGACAGCCGCAAGCUCAAGGAGAAGCCAACCAACGACCAACUACUCGAGUUGUACGCACUGUACAAGGUCGGAACCAACGAGACCGAGUUCGAGAAGGCUGAGAAGCCGGGCAUGUUUGACUUGAAGGGCAAGGCCAAGUACAACGCCUGGAAGAAGGAGGUUGAUGCUGGCACCACGCCAGAGGCUGCGCAGAAAAAGUACGUGGAGCUGGUGGAGAAGCUGAAGAACGAGCUUGGAUACAAUGCUUAGGUCAAGCAUGAAGUGCGAGGGGAAGACGGCAGCGUUGAUGGCAUAACGACGGCACGCGGACAUGAAGCUCAGCAUCUUUAUACUUUCUACAGCGUGGUAUGAGAAUGCCGCUCGACUCGACCAGUCUUGGCGGACGAUCCAAAUUUUUGACCAUCGUCUCUGGGAGCAAGCUGCCGAACAUGCGUGCGUGAUGAUUGAGCUCGCAGUCGACCAUCCAUGCCCUGUAAAGACGAGACCCUCAACAAUGGCCAAAGUUGGGAAAGUAUAGACGACGGCUUGGACGGGUCAAAUGCUAACACUGCACAAGCUGCAUUUAUGUGCUUCUUCGCCGAAUUCCUCCGCAGGCUGUUGAAUGGACGCAGCAGCACGUCUUUCUUAGAGUCUGUUUGCAGGCAGGACCUAUGCUCACAGGUACCUUCUACUUCGGCUGUCAGUGCUAAUUGCAGAGGUUGCACAGAAUACGAGGGGUCCGUUCUAGAUACCAAGGGACUUGCCCAACGGCGUUCCCGAAUAAUUG
Messenger RNA from Sphaerulina musiva SO2202, 2308 nucleotides. RefSeq names its product WLM-domain-containing protein. The record is from RefSeq and is a predicted model, not a curated record. Gene Ontology annotation, molecular function: fatty-acyl-CoA binding. The transcript is spliced from 4 exons. NCBI's taxonomy places the organism in Eukaryota, Fungi, Ascomycota, Dothideomycetes, Mycosphaerellales, Mycosphaerellaceae. The coding region runs from base 1 to 1791 and encodes 596 amino acids.